AAGUGUAGAGUCAAACUGAUUUUGCCGGUGCACCUACUUUUCACCUGCAUUUCUGCUUCCUGUCGAUUUUCCAGCCAAGUAAAAUGUCCCAGCGCUUGCCAGACUCGAUAAUUAUCGUUGGUGCAGGAAUUUGGGGGUUAUCAACUGCACUCGCCAUCGCUCGGCGCUAUCCUUCAAUAGAAAUCACUCUUGUCGACCGUCAGACACCCCCUGUCGAGGAUGGCGCAAGCGUCGACACUACCAGAUGCAUACGAGCAGACUAUGCAGAUCCUGUCUAUACCCAACUUGCAGAGGAAGCUCAGAAGAAGAUAGAAGAGGAUCCAGAGCUCGUCCCGUUUUACUUUAAACAGGGCAUGACCUUUGUGUGCAACGGAGAAUCGAGACCAAUCCUUGACUUCUGGAAGAAAGGCCUGGAAAACAACAAAAAGAGCAGUAACGAUAGGUUGGUUCAAAUGCCUACACCCGAGUCAGUAUAUCAACGUCUACAUGGCCAGAGCGCCCAACUUGUCCCUGAAAAUAUCCUGAAUGAGAAAAGGCAAUGGAAUCUAGGUUAUUGCAACCUAGAUGACGCUUUCAUUGAUGCAAAGGAGUGUACACGGGUGUACUAUGAGCGGUGUUUGAAGUACCCAUCCAUAUCUUUCCGAUGUGGAGUGCCUGUCCAACGAGUGUGCAUGUCCAAUGGACGGACAUCAGGGGUUCUUCUAGAAGAUGGCCAGACAUUGUCUGCAUCUCAGGUGUUGAUUGCCGCUGGUGCUUGGUCAAAUCAAUUACUGUAUCUGGAGGGUCUGGCGGUCUCUAAUGGCAUCGCGGUGGCCUGGAUAAAAUUAACAGAGGACGAGAUCGCAAAGUGGAAGAAUAUGGCAAUCACAACAAAUCUCGACACUGGCUUGAACCUUUUCCCGCCUCACAACGGCGAGAUGAAGGUAUUGCUUAGGUCUAUUGGAUACCAGAACACAGUUUCCAUACCUCAUCCAGAAGAUGCUAGCAAAAAGAUUCAGACAUCGCUGCCUCGAACUCUUCUUACCAACCCCACAGACGUUAUACCACCACAGGUCGAAGCUCGACUUCGGGACAACCUACGUGAGCUUAUGCCUUCAUUAGCGAAUCGACCAUUUGAUCGCACAAAGAUCUGCUGGGUGUCAAAAACACCAUCCAGCGACUUUAUCAUCGCCCCACACCCUGCCAUCGAAGGACUACAUGUCGCAACUGGUGACUCGGGGCACGGGUGGAAGUUUAUCACCACCAUUGGUGAUAUGAUCUUGGACUCUAUGGAAGGAACGCUGGACAAGAAGCUGGCCGAGAGAUGGGCCUGGGCUGCAAAAGGCCCAGACAAUGGAGCUGCGCCUGGAGUAGGUGGCAACCCGACUGAACUCCGACAUGUCGUUCGCAGUAGACUUUGAUCUCAAGAGACAAGGAACGAUUACAAGGCCAAAUUUAUAUGGCAUCCCAAGUGUAACAGUUGUGGGAAGUUGAGCUGGCGCGCUUGUCGGGCACUGAUCCACCUAAGUUAAAGAACGAUAAGGAGGUGGAGGUGCCUAGACACUACCCCGCCAUACCCGCUUG
This is a messenger RNA of Exophiala viscosa, 1563 nucleotides long. Its product is annotated as putative fructosyl amino acid oxidasesarcosine oxidase. Lineage: Eukaryota; Fungi; Ascomycota; Eurotiomycetes; Chaetothyriales; Herpotrichiellaceae. The record is from RefSeq and is a predicted model, not a curated record. The coding region runs from base 84 to 1400 and encodes 438 amino acids. The transcript has 2 exons. Gene Ontology annotation, molecular function: sarcosine oxidase activity; flavin adenine dinucleotide binding; L-pipecolate oxidase activity.